Fibroporia radiculosa is the source of this 2964-nucleotide messenger RNA. RefSeq lists its product as uncharacterized. Gene Ontology annotation, cellular component: nucleus; MCM complex. Gene Ontology annotation, biological process: DNA replication; mitotic DNA replication initiation; DNA strand elongation involved in DNA replication. The coding region runs from base 1 to 2964 and encodes 987 amino acids. Gene Ontology annotation, molecular function: single-stranded DNA helicase activity; ATP binding; single-stranded DNA binding. Lineage: Eukaryota; Fungi; Basidiomycota; Agaricomycetes; Polyporales; Fibroporiaceae. The record is from RefSeq and is a predicted model, not a curated record. The transcript has 8 exons.
AUGUCGUCUCAAGGCCCAUCACCCUCCGAUUUUGACGACAUUGAUAUGCAAGAUGGGGUCGAACAAUCCAUACCGAAUGCUCCCCCGCCCCAACCCCUUUUCUUUGCCUCAACUCCUUCUGCAGCAGGUUCACCAGCCCGUCUGUCUCAAGGGACUCCAGGAGGACCAUCGUCAAUCAUGGCACGUAGGGCAAUUGGAAUGAGCACACCUAGACGGCAAAGAACACCUCUAUUUGCUCCGAGCUCGUCUCCCAUGUCGUUCCCUAGCUCUCCAAGUAAGCCUAGGACACCUGCACGUGGUCGGGGGUAUGGGAUUAGCUCAGACAUCCCAGGGUCCGAUCUUGAUUCUGAGCCGUUGGAUUUCCCUGGCUCUCCUGCCACACUUGCUACACCCAAAAACCGCCGUGGUGAUAUUCAUUCCUCUUUGAGCGUUACUCCAUCUCGCGCCACUCGUCGUGCUCGCCGUCAAAGUGAUGCCUCGGAUGUGGACUUCAAUUCCGAUGGCACGCAUCUCUCACUUCCUCGCUCUUCCGCUCCCGAUUUAUCCGCCGCGACCGUACCCUCUGACGAACCUGAUGAGAUACGCGCAAUUUGGGGUACCACUGUUAACAUAAAUGAAACCAUGCAGACGUUUCGCGGCUUCUUGCUCGGUUUCAAAAUUAAGUAUCGCGUGGCUUAUGACCGGGAACGCAACCUGCGUACGCGCAUGAUGGCAACACCGCAGGAAGGUGAGGCAACGUUAUACAUCACGUACUUGCGCAGGAUGCGCCAGACGGGGGAGACAAAUCUCAAUCUGGAUAUGACCAAUCUUUCCGCGUACCCACCAAGUCGCAAGCUGUAUACCCAAUUGAUUAAAUACCCUCAAGAAGUCAUCCCUGCCAUGGACCAGGUACUGAAGGAUAUGAUGUUGGAAACUGCUGAAGAAGACCAGCGGAUCGGCAUGGAGGGCAUGCAAGGCGCCCAGGGUGAGGAAGAAAUAGCGGAUAUUAUGAGCAAGGUUUAUAAGAUUCGGCCGUUUGGUAUGACCUCCAUUAAUAUGCGUGAUCUGAAUCCAACAGACACGGAUAAGCUGGUCUGUAUCAAAGGGCUUGUCAUUCGUGCGACGCCGGUCAUUCCAGACAUGAAGGUCGCAUUUUUCCGCUGUCUCAAGUGCAACCACACGGUGCAAGUCGAGAUUGACCGAGGUAAAAUUGACGAGCCAGCACUAUGUCCUCGGGAUGUCUGCGCAUCCGUCGGGACGAUGUCCCUCGUACACAAUCGUUGCGAAUUCGCGGAUCGGCAGGUUAUUCGUUUGCAAGAGACACCGGACGCAGUGCCAGAUGGACAGACACCACACACGGUCUCCCUGAGUGUUUAUGAUGAACUGGUCGAUGUCACUAAACCUGGAGACCGCCUUGUUGUUACGGGUAUCUUCAGGAGCGUACCCGUCCGUGUAAAUCCGCGUCAGCGCACGCUCAAGAGUCUAUUCAAAACAUUCCUGGACGUGGUGCAUGUACGCCUUAGUAGCUCGGAGAGAUUGGGUCUAGAUCGCAGUACACGAUCAGCUGGUGGGGAUAGGGCUCCGGGGGUAGGCGGUGUAGGCGGAGGUGCGGACGAGGACGAGGAUGGAGAGCAAGGAGCAAACGGUGAAAGGGAAGGACGACUAUCAAAGAGGGAAGAAAUGGAGGCAAAGCUUCGAGAACUCAGCCAACGAGAGGACAUCUAUGACUUACUGGCUCGAUCGCUAGCUCCAUCAAUCUGGUCUUUGGAUGACGUCAAGAAGGGCAUAUUAUUGCAGCUAUUUGGCGGUACAAACAAGAGCAUUGCUCGAGGAGGCGGAGCGGGUGGUCCGCGGUAUCGCGGAGACAUCAAUGUGCUGCUUGUCGGUGACCCUGGUGUGAGUAAAUCGCAGAUCCUCCAGUAUGUGCAUAAAAUUGCACCUAGAGGUGUUUUCACAUCUGGUAAGGGGUCAUCAGCCGUGGGUUUGACUGCCUAUGUCACCCGGGACCCUGAUUCGAAACAAUUGGUUUUGGAAAGUGGAGCCCUUGUUCUGAGCGACGGAGGUGUCUGUUGCAUCGAUGAAUUUGACAAGAUGUCUGACGCGACCCGUAGUGUAUUGCACGAAGUUAUGGAACAACAAACUGUCUCUAUUGCAAAGGCAGGGAUUAUUACAACACUGAAUGCACGGACUUCAAUUCUUGCGGCAGCAAACCCGAUCGGCUCUAAAUAUAACAGGAGCGAAACAGUAACUCGCAACAUUGACUUGCCACCCACGCUCAUAUCUCGUUUCGAUCUGCUCUACCUUAUUCUUGAUGAAGUAGAUGAAGCCCUUGACCGAAAGUUAGCCCAGCAUCUUGUAGGGCUGUACCUCGAAGACGCACCAGAGACUGGCGGGCAUGAUAUCCUGCCACUUGAGCAGCUUUCUGCGUAUAUUACCUAUGCCAGGUCUCGUAUCAACCCUGCUAUCACAGAAGAAGCAUCCGAAGAGCUUGUUCGCUGCUAUGUCACAUUGCGCAAAGCAGGCGAAGACCCACGUUCGAACGAGAAGCGAAUCACCGCAACUACCCGACAGCUCGAGAGCAUGAUUCGUCUGUCGGAAGCCCAUGCGCGGAUGCGCUUUUCACCUUUCGUCGAGCUUCAAGACGUCAAAGAAGCGUAUCGUCUGAUGCGGGAGGCGAUCAAUACCAGUGCCCGAGACCCAACAACUGGAGAGAUCGACAUGGGUCUGCUGGAUACUGGUAUAGGCAGACAACAAAGGAAGAUGCGUGGCGAUAUGCGGAAGGCAGUUUUAGCAAUGCUCGAUGGAAAUAGCAGAACGCGGGGCGUCAGAUGGUCGGAUGCACUACAACAACUCGAGAGCCAGAGUACGAUCAAGGUCAAUACAGCGGAGUUCCAAACAGUCAUAAAAGAGCUGGAGCAAGAGGGCUUGGUGAAAGUGGUGGGCGAUCGAGAGAGAAGAACGAUCCGUCGCGCAGAGGGAGCGUAA